Molecule: messenger RNA, 2205 nt
Organism: Microdochium trichocladiopsis
Lineage: Eukaryota; Fungi; Ascomycota; Sordariomycetes; Xylariales; Microdochiaceae
Exons: 3
Coding region: 1-2205 (734 amino acids)
Cellular component (GO): nucleus
Source: RefSeq, a predicted model, not a curated record
AUGUCUGACGGGAAAUUUGACUUCUCGACGUAUAAGCUGUUCGAGCCCCAAUAUCAACCAGACAGGCUCAUCAUCGUCGACGCUGACAGCAUCGAGUCGCCUGAGACUGUGACGUUACGAUACGAAGAGGAAGCUGCAGCCAGAGCAAACGGCGGAGACCGACGAGGGGAGUCCCCUACUGGUCUCCUGUCCAUGGCGGCAUACGCAAAACCUCAGUUGCCCCAGAUGCAUUCUUUCGACUCCGCGAGGACGUAUCAAGAUACUCAGUACCAGUACCCUCCACAUCAAUUCCAUGGAGCCCAGGCCGACAAUGCAGCGUCACAGCUCAGCCAUAUGGCGUUCGCAGAGAACAGUGCUGCAGCGCCAUAUAUUGGCCACGUAGCUUUGCCGACAGUGAUCUCUUGCGUGCCGAGCAGUGGUGCAGCGGGCACGAAGAUCAACGUCAAGAUAUCAGCCUUGUAUGAUUUGCUCGAGGUCACGAGUCACUUCUAUCUCGCGUUUGGAGACCAUCGUGUCCCAGCUCACGCUAUCCGCGAGGCGAGCGACGGUUCUGGGCACCUUUAUGCUGUGAGCGGACAGGUACCGCACCAUCACCUCACGAGGAGCGACAGUGUCACUGUGCCGCUGUCCCUUUCAGUAGACAGCCCUGAGGGUCACACAAUGGCAACGGUCGAAAUCGGCACAUUCACAAUUGAGCACAGCAUCGGUGCUGUGAGCAGCCCGCAUGACGACGGAGUUUCGCACAGGAAGGGGUCUAAGUCACCUGGUGGCAGGGAGGAGCACCAAAAGCACGGGCAGGAGCACGUCAGCGACAACUCGACAGGCGCAUUCGGAUACCCUCAUCCGGACCAGCAAGGAGUCGUUGGGGGGUAUAACGGCGACCUUGUUCACAGCAGCAUGGCCGCUCCGUAUCAGCGACUGACAUACAUGGGUGGCGAGUAUCCUCGGAUACCGCCUCCGCUCAAGACACCCUCUUGGAGCCCGUACGGAUCAUCAUUGGAGUCCAGGAGUCCCGUCAUCAACCACACCACCAUCACGCGUCCCAGCAUCACUUCGCUGCCUAUGCCUACAUCCACGACUCCCCAGCUUGUGCGGACAAGCACAUUACAGUCAUCUGGAUCUUCAAGUACGGGCGCGUACGGUAACCCAUAUGCCCUCUACUCAAACAAGGCCGUCCUGAAGAUCCAAGGCGACCUUGACUCGAUGGCGCGGGGCUGGACGACUGAAGAAUGGACAAACCGGCGUCGGAUCGUUUUGUUCACGAAGCAGCAAAAGGGUUCGACUCUGAUCACGAAUUUCCGGCCAGUGACCGUCAGCGAGCGGCCCCCGAACAGCAUCUGCAUAAGUUGCAUCUACUGGCAAGAGAAGGACGAGUGCUAUGUCACCAGCGUGGACACCAUCUCCUUGCUAGAGCAGCUGGUCGCCGCGCCAGCUCGGUUCACCGUGGAAGAGAAGAACCGGAUCCGACGCAACCUCGAAGGGUUCCGCCCUGCCACUGUCAGCAAGGCAAAGGCGGACAGUGAAGAGUUCUUCAAGAUCAUCAUGGCCUUCCCCAACCCGAAGCCGAGGAACAUUGAGAAGGAUGUCAAGGUCUUCCCGUGGAAGAUUUUGUCCCAGGCAUUGAAGAAGAUCAUCUCGAAAUACGUAAGUCCCCGUGUCUGGAAGAUUCUGAUUGUAUCGCUGGCUAACCCUGUCCAAAAGUCCGCCUCCCCCUCGUCUACAACAAUGCCGACUGGCGCCACGCCAGCGCUUCUGACUCCCAUCAGCAACGCCAGCCCUGGGCUGUAUCAGACCUCGCACACCCCAAGCCUGCCGGAAAACAACUACUCCGCAGCAGAGACGCAUCCUACCAUGCCAUCACCCCGUUCGUUAUCGGGCGGCGCAUCUGGCUGGGGCGGCUACCCAUCGAGCCGGGCGCUCUCACCGACCAUCAAGCCCAUGUCGCCACAGCAGGCAGGCAUCGGUCGGAUACCAGGACUCCAACCACAUGGGGGAGGGGUAGCUGACCCCAGGCAUCAGCAGCAGCAGCAACAGGCCCCACAUCAAUACGGGAUGCCGCCGCAGCUGCACGGCCGCUGGGACGCGGGAGUGCCUGGUGGCUACGGGGCUGCUUCCGGGAGUGGAGCUGCGGCAUAUGGCGGGCACCAGCAUCAUGGUCAGGUGUACAGCGGAGCCCACUAUGUGGACCGCGGCCAUCGAGAGUGA